Pan troglodytes (chimpanzee) is the source of this 4416-nucleotide messenger RNA. It is a transcript of the gene CORO1C, whose product is annotated as coronin 1C. The coding region runs from base 544 to 2127 and encodes 527 amino acids. Gene Ontology annotation, molecular function: actin filament binding. The transcript has 12 exons. Gene Ontology annotation, biological process: neural crest cell migration; actin filament organization. The record is from RefSeq and is a predicted model, not a curated record. NCBI's taxonomy places the organism in Eukaryota, Metazoa, Chordata, Mammalia, Primates, Hominidae.
AGGGUCUUGCUCUGUCACCCAGGCUGGAGUGCAGUGGCGUGAUCUCGGCUCACUGCAACCUCUGCCUCCCAGGUUCAAGCGAUUCUUAUGCCUCAGCCUCCCUAGUAGCUGGGACUCCUGGCUAAGUUUUGUAUUUUUAGUAGAGACUGGGUUUCACCAUGUUGCCUAAGCUGGUCUCGAACUCCUGACUUCAUGUGAUCUGCCUUCCUCGGCCUCCCAAAGUGUGGGGAUUACAGGCGUGAGCCACCAUGCCCGGCCUACAUUCUUAUUACAGCUUACUUUUGAAACACUUGCUUGAAGAUGCUGGUAGGGAUUGCAGCUUCUAUAACUUGUACAGAUGGUUGCAGAUGGUUGUGUGGGGAAGUGGAGCCCGAGACCAGCUGGCUGUACGUUGGCUUUUGUAUAGAUGUGCUUUCCUUUUGCUUUUCACCACCUCAUGGAAGCUGUCUUAUCUAACUCACGCUUGAGAAGUAUUCAUAUUGAUUCCAAAAUGAAGGACCCUGGCCACGAAUCAUUUGCCAUCUCCUCUACCAAAGACUCAAAAUGUAUGGCCCUGGUAGUCAGCUGGGAAAGUCUGGCAAUAACAGCUGGGCUAAGGAACGUGGAUGCUCAAUUGCCUGCCAAGGGUCUCUUACUUCAGCCCGGCUACAUGCCCCCAGCAUUGGAGAGAGGCCACUUUCACACAUGCCUUGGAAGGACACGAUGAGGCGAGUGGUACGACAGAGCAAGUUUCGGCAUGUAUUUGGGCAAGCGGUGAAAAAUGACCAGUGCUAUGAUGACAUCCGGGUUUCUCGUGUGACCUGGGAUAGUUCCUUUUGUGCUGUCAAUCCCAGAUUUGUUGCCAUAAUCAUAGAGGCAAGUGGGGGAGGAGCGUUCCUUGUCCUCCCUCUGCACAAGACUGGUCGAAUUGACAAAUCUUACCCUACAGUAUGUGGCCACACAGGACCAGUGCUGGACAUAGACUGGUGCCCACAUAACGAUCAGGUCAUUGCCAGUGGUUCAGAGGACUGCACGGUCAUGGUAUGGCAGAUCCCAGAAAAUGGACUCACCCUUUCCCUGACUGAACCUGUGGUGAUUUUGGAAGGCCACUCAAAGAGAGUCGGCAUCGUGGCUUGGCAUCCAACAGCCCGCAAUGUGCUUCUUAGCGCAGGUUGUGAUAAUGCCAUUAUCAUCUGGAAUGUGGGAACAGGGGAAGCCCUUAUAAACUUGGACGAUAUGCAUUCAGACAUGAUUUACAAUGUGAGCUGGAACCGGAAUGGCAGUCUGAUCUGCACAGCUUCCAAAGACAAGAAAGUGAGAGUCAUUGAUCCCAGGAAACAAGAGAUUGUUGCUGAGAAGGAGAAAGCACAUGAAGGAGCAAGACCCAUGAGAGCCAUCUUCCUGGCCGAUGGCAAUGUCUUCACCACUGGGUUCAGCCGCAUGAGCGAGCGGCAGCUGGCUCUCUGGAAUCCGAAAAAUAUGCAGGAACCAAUUGCACUUCAUGAGAUGGACACUAGCAAUGGGGUGUUGCUGCCUUUCUAUGACCCUGACACCAGCAUCAUUUACUUAUGUGGAAAGGGUGACAGCAGUAUUCGCUAUUUUGAGAUCACGGAUGAAUCCCCGUACGUCCACUACCUCAACACGUUCAGCAGCAAGGAGCCUCAGAGAGGGAUGGGUUACAUGCCCAAGAGGGGACUUGAUGUUAACAAAUGUGAGAUUGCCAGAUUCUUCAAACUUCAUGAGAGAAAGUGUGAACCUAUUAUUAUGACUGUUCCCAGGAAGUCUGACCUUUUCCAAGAUGACCUGUAUCCUGACACAGCGGGGCCAGAGGCCGCGCUGGAGGCAGAAGAGUGGUUCGAAGGCAAGAAUGCAGACCCAAUCCUCAUCUCCUUGAAGCACGGGUACAUUCCAGGCAAAAACAGGGAUCUCAAGGUGGUCAAGAAGAACAUUCUGGAUAGCAAGCCCACUGCAAACAAGAAGUGUGACCUGAUCAGCGUCCCCAAGAAAACCACAGACACGGCCAGUGUGCAAAAUGAAGCCAAGUUGGAUGAGAUUUUAAAAGAGAUCAAAUCUAUAAAAGACACAAUCUGCAAUCAAGAUGAGCGUAUUUCCAAGUUAGAACAGCAGAUGGCAAAGAUAGCAGCCUGAAGGUCCCACCCCCACCCCUACAGAAAAAAUGGGAGCAAGAACUUGUGCUUGGGAGCUGGUUGUUGGUGUGGUCCUAGGGAGGGCGGAAAGGGAGGCACUGCCAUUUGGAGACAUUCCAUUUCAGAUUUGUCAACCAGCGAUAGGCCACAUUCCAGUAAGAACUCAAUUUGUCUCCCAAAUUUGCAGAAACAAAACGUGAUUUAAAAGCUGAGCUUUUUAUCAGAAAGCUUUUUUGAUGUUUUAAGUGUUAUGUGACUUGUUGAACUUUUUAAAAAGUGCUACUUUUAAAAUCCCAGAUACUCUGAAUUUUAGAAAACAAACUAAUUCUGAUUGUGUCGUGCCCAAGUACCCUUUUUUUUUAAUGAAUAGGGACCAAUGCCACAUUACUUUUUAUAUUUCUUUCUUUUUUAAUGUUGCCAAAACCAAAAGUAGCUUUGUUUUCCUUUGUAUUUUGCUACUUUGCAGUAUUUGUGUGUGGUUUUUUUUUUUCCUUAAUUUGAAAGGGACAGCACUGUGUAUGUUUAUAAACUAAAUGAAGAUAAGAUAUUAUUUUGUAUAAACAUUCAUCUGAGAACAAUCAAAGCAGUAGCCACAUGGUGCUGGCUCCUUUGCAGCACAAACCUGGUCAUUUUGAUGACUGUGCAACAGGAAGACUUGAAAAAUCACGUGGAUUCAUAUUACCACCGCUCUCAUUUCAUGGAGUCUUCUGAUCAAAAAAGCUCACGUCGUAUUUCUUCCUUUCCUUUCUCUUUUCUAGAAAUUGGGUGUUUGUACCAGAAUGGAAUUUUGCUUCUCGGUUAUCCUGUGCUUCAGAUGAUUAUAAUCUAACCCAAACUAGCAUGUGUUUCUGCAGUUUGUUACACACCUAGGAUCAUAUUGCAUUCAUCACUUUAAACAUCGUGUUUCAGGUUUUGGUCAAUACUUGACAAGGGUGCCCAGGACAGGAAGACGUGUACUGCUGAGUGUUCCUUCUUGCCCUUUUCAGCAGCUUGCCCAGCUCUUGAGUACAGUGGUGGGGACUAAAAAUGUGGGCAUGUGGAGAGGGGUAUUUGCCCUGGGUGAUCCUGUUUCCCUGUGCUGUCCCCAUGCUGUGUUGGAGGAGGAAGUGGCUCUCCUUCCACCAACAAAGCUCCUGCUCUACCCUCUUCCUCACAUGUGCUGCGACCUCUCUCAGGGCUCCCCCAGCCAUUCCUUCUUUCCUUCCUGCCUUUUAGCUCUAACCACAUUAAGCUAAGACAAGGCCAGAGGGUGCGAUUAAAUGAGUAUUGAGACUGAGGAGAAUGAUAGAGAGUGAAGCAGAAACAGGAGCGCAGACCUCUGCUGUAGCUUUAAUGCAUACAAACAUGUCCCUCCGCACAACUAACCUGCCCUGCCUCUCCAUCUCGCACCAAGGCUGCGUCAAAGCACAGAGGCUCCCCGGACUCGGAGGGGGCCAGAGACUGAGCUCUGGUCGCCUGUUCAUUCCUCGGUUAGCUGGAACUUUGCCCCAUUUCCAGUUUCUUAUAGUGCAUGCUUGGGAAACAAGAUUUAAGGAGCCUCUGUUUUGGAAGGGCUGUCUGUGAUUGAACGUGAAAUGUGUAGUGCCAUUGGGACCACGAAGGGAAUUCUUGCAUAUGCUCGUGCUGGUGUGGGCAUGGGACUGGCUGGAAACGUCUGUAUGCAGGGAGCCAGGGUGAGGGCAGAGUGUGGUGACAGCCGAACUUGGAGUAAUGUCCGUGUAGAAAAAGGACCAUGUUCUUAUCCAGCCAAUACUGGGAGUGCUGUCUCCACAAUUUCAGGGCAUCUGAAUGUUUGAUGUGGUUUUGUGUGUGUGUGUGUGUGUUUAAUAUUGAAGUGGAUCAUGAGAUGUAAAGAAAACAAUAAUGGCAAUGACUUAUAUUCAAAUCUGUAUUUGUUUCUUUAUCAAUGUAAUCUGCUGAGGACCUUUUGUCUAAGAUUCAGAAGUGUUUUAAGGUUCUGAUAUUGAAUUAAUGAAGUAAAGUUGUUGAUGGUGGUGAAACACCGUAGGGCAUGUGGUUCAAAGAGAAGCAGGAGGGCAAGGGAAAGUUACCCUGGUCUUAGUUUGUAGCUUAUGACUUAUUUAAUGAAUGGAUGCCCAGCCAAGCUCAGAGUAGGUGCCCAAAGCAUUGUGGAUUAUUUUCCUGUUUUGUCUUUUUUUUUUUUUUUUAAGCCGUGACAUCCCAGAAGAGGACAGUGAAUUACUCCUAGGUCGGCUCUUAUAGAGUGGCCAUAGUGUUCUGUCAAAACACUUGCUUCCAUUUUCAGAGAUAAAAAUCAUUGAUUACAAAA